Molecule: messenger RNA, 4643 nt
Organism: Boleophthalmus pectinirostris (great blue-spotted mudskipper)
Lineage: Eukaryota; Metazoa; Chordata; Actinopteri; Gobiiformes; Gobiidae
Product: ras-GEF domain-containing family member 1C
Exons: 14
Coding region: 1543-3033 (496 amino acids)
Biological process (GO): positive regulation of GTPase activity; Ras protein signal transduction
Cellular component (GO): plasma membrane
Molecular function (GO): guanyl-nucleotide exchange factor activity
Source: RefSeq, a predicted model, not a curated record
UAUUAACAUUGCUAUGACCAAACAACUGAAUUCUUUUUCUUUCAUUUACAUUGUUUAGUAUAUUCCAUUCAUAGUUGUAAGAUUUUAUUUUAUAUUAUUGUGCUCAGUUGGAGAGCUGCUGUAAUUUAUCAUAAGUGCUACGCAGGAACAGAAUCAGCCCUAUUCAGUUUGGUACGAUCCCUCAUCAAAAAGCUCUUCAUUGGUGGUUCAUUUGAACAUUAUACAUAAUACAUGAGUGUUUUUUACAGUGAUAAGACAUUUUGACUGACAGAUUGAGGACGCUCUGGUCUCAGACACGUGCCAAUUUGUGUUAUACUCCAAUUAUGUUGAAGUAAUAAGAUGAGUAGCUUGGGCCUAUCAUUUGUCAGAGCCUGGUUUUCGCCCACUCAAAAAGGACAAAAUGGAGUUAGUUGGACUUCUAAGAGCAGGUGAAGUGGUCUAACUCUAAAAGCACCAUCAGUGAUUUGGAGUGCUGGUUAAUGCUCAUUACGAUUCAGUGUUAUGUUCUUUCACUGUUUUCACUUUUAGGCAGAUGGCUUUUGUUAGUGAGGAAUAAGUUAAAUAUGUGUAUGUCUAAAGUAGGUAGUUUUUUUCUUUUUUUACCUUUUAACUUUUUUUUACAAAAUUGAUGCCAAAAAUGUUCCACGGUAUGACAUUAAACACAUCUAUCUAGCAUUUUUUCAUUGCAAAUGUUUCUGUUGCUCAAAAAUACAAUAAUUCUCUGUGUGAAUAGGGUUGCCUCUUCACAGAUCUUAUCUGUAAUCUAGCAAAGUUAUCUCCCUUCAUAUAGAUCUCUACCAUGGAACAAAGUAAUAACAUCUCCAAGGAGACAAGCAGGUGACAGACCCUCCUCUAGAAAUGUUGCACAGGGCACCUUUAACAUUCAUCACAGACAACCACUCAAAAAUAUAAAUACUGAAUUUCUUCACAACUACAGUUUAAUUACUUGUAAUAGUCUAUAAAGUGAUGCAAUUUUGUGGAACUAUUUUCAGGUUCAUUGUGAAGUUUUUCUGGUGAAGAUCAGACCAAGUUACAGGUCAGAUCUGUGGAGAGGCAACCCCUCUCACAGACAGAAUGCCUGUUUUUCUAGGUAUUUUUGAGCUAUAAAACCACCUGUAAUUGAAUAAAUGUAAGGUAGAGCUGUUUAAUGUCAUACUGUGGAACAUUUCAGGCAGAGCAGUGACAUAUCCAUAGAAACAAGAGAUGGUGUUAAACUCCCAACCAAAAACAUUACAUUGUGCACCUUCAACAUAUUGAAACCAUGACUUCACUUGAACCCAGUUGCACUUUUGCACUCUCAGUCCUUUACAACACGCCCCUGCACAAUAGAAACACACAGAUCCAAACCAGUGUGUCUGUGCUAGCUGUGGAAUGACAGGCCUACAGGGCGUGUCUGUGUGCAGGACUGCGAUUCAGGAGGUCCGAGUUAAACGGACAGGUGCGAGGAUGUGACCGCGACCCUCGUCUGGAACUUUGGGGGAAUUCCUCCGCUGGGUCGUCCUGCUGAUGGUGUGCGAUGCAUAGGCAGAGGCAGCACGGGGAAUGGGAGGGGAGCUGAAUUCCUUGAUGCCAGGAAUGCCCCAGACUGUGUGCACCAUGUUCAGCACUCCCAGUGGCUACAGCCCCCACCUGGCCUGCGCUGAGCCUGGGGACGAGGAGGAGGCCCCACAGGAGGGUCCGGGCUCCGGGGCCUGCCUCUCAGACGGACCCCCCAUCACCUCUGCCUCUCUGGACACUCUCAUCCAGAACCUGGUGCCCACUGCCGAUUACUAUCCAGAGAAAGCCUAUGUGUUUACCUUUCUGCUGAGCGCGCGCCUCUUCAUCCCGCCCCCAGAGCUGCUGGCCCGCGUCUGUGAGCUGUGCAUCAAACAACAGCAGCUGGACCAGAGCCCACUGGACACGGCCAAAGUGCGCAAAUUUGGGCCCAAGAUCCUGCAGCUGCUGACUGAGUGGACUGAGACGUUCCCCUCAGACUUUAGAGAUGAAAAGAUGGUUGGGCAACUGAAGGACUUCAUUCACAGGAUCGCUCCAUGUGACGAAGCGUACUGGAAGAGUCUGAACCAGCUGCUGCAGAAGCUGAGCCAGAGGUUGGCCCUGAUGAGCCAGGGGGAGGAGAGCAUCGUGAAGGUCUUGCACACUGCCUCCUCCAUCUCUGACAAACUGGUGGCCUUCAAAACCAAACCUCCACCCAUCACCAAGGACAUCCUCUCCAUCUGCAAUGACCCCUACACACUGGCACAGCAGCUCACCCACAUCGAACUGGAACAUUUGAGUCGCAUUGAACCAGAGGAAUUUGUCCAGGCUUUUGUGCAGAAAGACCCUUUGGAUGGUACACAGCCAUGCUUCAGUGACCAGAAGAAGAAAACCACAAACCUGGAGGCCUAUGUCAGGUGGUUCAACCGAUUAUGUUACCUGGUUGCUACUGAAAUCUGCAUGCCUGCAAAGAAGAAGCAGAGAGCGACUGUCAUUGAGUUUUUCAUUGAUGUGGCCAGAGAGUGCUUUAACAUCGGAAAUUUCAACUCACUUAUGGCCAUCAUAUCCGGUAUGAACAUGACUCCUGUGUCCCGCCUGAAAAAGACUUGGGGCAAAGCCAAGACUGCCAAAUUCUUCAUUCUGGAGCAUCAGAUGGACCCCACAGGAAACUUCUACAACUACAGAACGGCUCUGAGGGGGGCGGCCCAUCGCUCACGGACCGCCAACAGCAACAGAGAAAAAAUUGUCAUUCCCUUUUUUAGCCUCCUUAUCAAAGACAUUUACUUCCUGAAUGAAGGAUGUGCCAAUCGGCUUCCUAAUGGCCACGUCAACUUUGAGAAAUUUAUGGAGCUGGCACGACAGGUUGGGGAGUUUAUGACAUGGAAACAGGUGGAGUGCCCCUUUGAGGAGGAUCGGGCAAUCCUACACUACCUCCACACUGCCCCCAUCUUCAGCGAGGAUGGACUUUACCUUGCAUCAUAUGAAAGCGAGAGUCCAGAAAACCAGGUCGAGAAAGACCGAUGGAAAGCACUCAGGGCUAAUGUGCUGGCAAAGACAUGAGGCUCUGACGGCAGCUGGCCCUCUCACCAACGAGGGCGCAAGUUCUCAUUGCACUAAAACGAACUGUGAAGGAACCAAGCUGGUACUUAGGUGUUUUCUAUGAAGAAUUGAUGACAACAUGAUGAACAGGAUUCAUCAAAUGAACUUUAAAAUAAGAACAAUAACAUGUUUUAAUUAAAAAAUAUCACUAUGUUAAGCUAAAAAUAAUGCCUUUGCAGCUUCUCAGCCUUCACAAAAAGGUACAGUAUUUUAAAGCGGACCCCUCUCCUUUGCGUGUUUACUGUUGAGAAAUGUUUACUACUAUAGAGACAGUUACAGGGCAGACCACUUUAUAAAUUAAAUUCCUACUGAUAAUAUUGUAUUGUUUUAUAUUUGCUCCUCUUGCUCUAGCUAUUGUACAUUGAGCUUUAUUUCCUUACUUGUGUACUGUAACUAACAAUGACGUGAAGGGCGCUGGCUAGCCCAUAACAGCUCUCUUAUCUUUUUAUUCCUGUUAAAAUAAUGUGUAACAGAAGAGUAACUAGGCUUCUACAACAUCUCAUCUCUCACUUGUAAACCACCUGUCUGAUUUAUAUGGAUGUCUGUAUAAUCAUGCACGAGAAUGACUGGACUAUUCCUUCUUUAAAGUCAUUCCAAUGUUUUUGUUUUUUAUUUAUUGUAUUUUAUUUUAGUUGGGAAACUGUUACAAAGUGUUGGCUUCUUUUAAAUGUAUUGUGCCAUUAUUGCAAGCUAAUGAACAUUGGAAGCUUGGCGAAGUGUAAAAACUCUGUAUAGGUGACAUUUACCCAUCACUUUCUGCUACCCAGGAAGUUUUUGUUCUGACUGAUGUUCAGUUGUUUUAAUAUUUAUGGAGAUUUCUGUGCUGACAGACUUUACGUUUUUAUCGUACUUUCCUUUCGUGAACAUGAAGUACAAUGGCAUGCUAAGACACGUGUUUCAAAGGGGCAUUACCUUGCUAUUGCAACACAGUCUUUGUAAUAACAUUGUGUUGCUAUGUAUUUGAUGUAAAAGAAGAGGGAAUCUUGUGCCAUACAACAAUUCAGGCUCCUCUGACUUGAAAAGUGUUGUUUAUAGUUUUGUGGGGUCGUCAAUAAGCUUUGUUUUGGCAGUUUUUUGAUGUGAUUAGCAAAGUGUCUGAAAGGGCGGGUGGGGAGGCAGAUGGGUGGGGAGAUAAGGGAGUAACAUUGUAAUUAAUAGGCUUUUUACACUGGUCUUAAUUUACUAUACUUGAUGUCAGUGUUUUGUUUUGUUUUUGUUUGUUUGUUUUUUUCAACAAGCACCUUGCCUUCUCAAUCACAAUUCCAAUCCAUGUUUGGUCAUCUAUAAACUAUAGUUUCUUUGAGGCAACAGAUGAGGCAUUGACAUAAUAUUACUAUUCUGUUAAACAUGUGUUCAAUGACAAUCGCCUGAUCUUUUAAAUGCCACUACACUGCCAAAUCCAACUUGACCAUUGCUGUGUACAUUUUGAAAAGUGGUCUGAAUUCAUUUAGCUGUGAAGCGGUGCAUUUUUGGUUGUUGUUUUAAACAGAAAACAUCUUUAUCAUUGACAUUGCUGCAAAUGUUGUGACUAGUUGCUGAAAAGCCUUUAAUAAACCAUGUUCAUUCAAUUA